AUGUCGAUAAAUGCAAUUGCAAAGAAAUACAGCUAUAGGUCGUCUACCGACAAAGAGUUGGAUGAUGCCACUCAGGACUAUCAGCAUAUGGUGCCCAGCCUAGAUUCUCUGUCUCCUUCGUUAUCACUUCCUCCCAUUUCUAGACCGACGGAUUUUCUCAGGGCCCAUACAGAUGAUGUAUCCAACCCAGGAUGUAAGAUUAAGAUUGCUCAUGGUACCACGACGUUAGCAUUUAGAUUUCAAGGCGGUAUCAUCGUGGCUGUCGACUCUAGAGCCACUGCCGGUAGUUGGGUGGCUUCUCAGACGGUGAAGAAAGUCAUCGAAAUUAACCCUAUGUUACUUGGUACCAUGGCCGGUGGUGCAGCUGAUUGUCAGUAUUGGGAAACUUGGCUUGGUACGCAGUGCCGUCUUCACGAACUUCGAAAUAAGGAGAGAAUUUCUGUGGCGGCUGCUUCCAAAAUUCUUUGUAACUUGGUUUACGAAUACAAGGGAAUGGGGUUGUCCAUGGGUACAAUGGUGUGUGGAUGUACCCCUAAAGAGGGUCCUACCAUCUUCUAUGUUGAUUCGGAUGGUACGAGACUUAAAGGUGAUAUGUUUUCGGUUGGUUCUGGUCAGACGUUUGCCUAUGGUGUUAUGGAUUCCAACUAUCGCUGGGAUCUCACGGUUGAUGAGGCCCUCUAUUUAGGAAAAAGGGCUAUUUUGGCUGCCACACAUAGAGAUGCUUAUUCUGGUGGUUCUAUCAAUUUGUAUCAUGUCACUGAGAAGGGUUGGGUAUACCACGGUAAUUACGACGUGGGUCCUCUAUUUUGGGAGAUUAAGGAGAAAGAAGGUUCAUUUAACAACGUUAAGAGCUGA
Molecule: messenger RNA, 855 nt
Organism: Brettanomyces nanus
Lineage: Eukaryota; Fungi; Ascomycota; Pichiomycetes; Pichiales; Pichiaceae
Gene: PRE2
Product: Proteasome subunit beta type-5
Exons: 1
Coding region: 1-855 (284 amino acids)
Cellular component (GO): proteasome core complex
Molecular function (GO): threonine-type endopeptidase activity
Source: RefSeq, a predicted model, not a curated record